Molecule: messenger RNA, 3053 nt
Organism: Phoenix dactylifera (date palm)
Lineage: Eukaryota; Viridiplantae; Streptophyta; Magnoliopsida; Arecales; Arecaceae
Product: E3 ubiquitin-protein ligase WAV3-like
Source: RefSeq, a predicted model, not a curated record
CCCUCCUCACAAAGGCUGCUUCCAAAGGUCAAAACCCAACGCCCCGACCCCCGCCCCUCUCUCUCUCUCUUUCUCCCCUUCUCUCUCUCUCUUUAAUGGCGGCUAGGGCUCGCUAAAGAAGAGGAGUACCAGUUCUCUUUUGCGAGCCAGUCCUUCUUCUGACCCGGCCUCUCCCCUUUCUCGCCUUCUUCCCCCUUCGUAUCCUCCUUCCGACUCUAUAAUCUCCCCAUUCCCACAAAAAACCGCAUAAAAAUCCGAUCUUGGCACCCCUUCCUCCGAGAUCCGCUUUCUUGCUACAAGGAGAUACGCCGAGGAACGAGAUAACUCCGGUUUGAGCUCGUUUGGUCUGAGGUUUCCGAGCGAACGUACCGCAGUGGCUGGGGAAGAAGGGGGGGUUGGUUUGGUUGUGAGGAAUGGGGACCGCGUGGAGGCGGGCCAAGAGGGCGCUGGCGGCGAAUCUUUGCGUCUAUAUUCCGGGCAAUCUGGACGAUGACGGUGGCUCGCCGUUCGGCGGGCACGCCGCCGGAAGGUCGUCGAAUGCUGCGGCGGCGUCUUCUCCGACAUCGUCUGGCGGAGUGUCGGAUUACCGAGAACUCAUGCCGACGACGCCCACCCCCACCUCCUCCGGCCUCCGGCUUCCUAGAUCCGGUAGCAGAUCGUCAAAGCGAACAUGUGCUAUAUGUCUUGGCACCAUGAAAGCGGGUCAUGGCCAUGCACUCUUCACUGCAGAAUGCUCCCAUACGUUUCACUUUCAUUGCAUAGCAUCAAAUGUGAAGCAUGGCAACCGUGUGUGCCCAGUGUGCAGAGCCAAGUGGAAGGAGAUACCCUUCCAGGGGCCCCCAUACUCCGAGCAUCCUCAUGGAAGGGCCCGAGUAAACCCAGUUAACUGGCCCCAAGAGGAAGGCUUCAUGACUGUUGUCCGUCGGUUUUCUCGUGCAGAUUCUGCAAACCGACAGCACCACCUCACUCCUCUCUUCCAUACUUCAGAGCCAAUCUAUUUCAACGACGACGAGCCUCUUGAGCCCUCCGACGAGCCUCUUGACUUGCAGCCUGAUACGACUAGAGAUUCUCAGCAUGGUAGGAGUAAAACAGUAGAGAUCAAGACAUACCCAGAAUUCUCAGCCAUUCCUCAGUCAGCCUCCCAGGAGAACUUCACUGUCCUGAUACAUCUGAAGGCCCCACAUCCUAGCACAAACCAGGUUUCUGGCCGAAAUGUCAAUCCAAACUCAACGGCCUCACAAACCUCUCGUGCUCCUGUAGACCUUGUCACGGUGCUUGAUGUCAGUGGCAGCAUGGCUGGCACGAAGCUAGCACUUCUUAAGCGUGCCAUGGGGUUUGUUAUCCAAAACCUUGGACCCUCUGAUAGGCUUUCUGUCAUUGCCUUCUCUUCGACCGCACGCCGGCUGUUCCACCUCUGUCGGAUGUCCGACUCUGGUAAGCAGCAGGCCCUGCAAGCCGUCAAUUCUCUGGCGGCUAGUGGUGGCACUAACAUUGCUGAGGGCCUCAGGAAGGGGGCCAAGGUGAUCGAGGAGCGCAGAGAGAAGAACCCAGUCUGCAGCAUCAUUCUUCUCUCCGAUGGGCAGGACACAUAUACUGUAACCUCUAGUGCUGGUGGAACUCUGCAAGCACAGUCACACUAUGAAUCACUAGUUCCGUCCUCUAUACGUGGUGCAACCAGCCAUCAAACACCUGUUCAUUCCUUUGGUUUCGGUUCAGAUCACGACUCUUCUUCCAUGCAUUCAAUCUCAGAAAUCUCUGGUGGGACUUUUUCUUUUAUCGAGACGGAGGGUGUGAUUCAAGAUGCAUUUGCUCAGUGCAUCGGUGGCCUCCUGAGUGUAGUUGUGCAAGAGAUGUUGGUGGGUGUGGAGUGUGUGCACCCAGGUGUGCAACUUGCUCCAAUCAAGUCAGGCGGCUAUGCAAGUAAGGUGGCAGCUGAUGGACGGAGUGGAUCAAUCGAUGUGGGUGACCUGUAUGCUGAUGAAGAAAGGGAUUUCAUGGUAUCUGUAAACAUUCCGCCAGCCCAUGACGAGUUUGUGCUGUUGAAGGUGGGUUGUUCCUAUAGAGACCCAGUAUUGAAUGAGACUAUCAACUUGGAAGGUAAAGAACUGAGGAUUCCGAGGCCAGCAGUUGUCGUGGGCCAGAUGAUGUCAAUUGAGGUUGAUCGCGAGAGGAAUCGUGUGCAAGCUGCAGAAGCCAUGGCGGCAGCAAGGGCUGCAGCUGAGAGGGGUGCACUAGCUGAUGCAGUGUCCAUACUUGAGGAGCGGAGGAGGAUAUUAUCUAAAACCCUGGCAGGAAGAUCUAGCGACCAGUUGUGCUUGGCUUUGGAUGCAGAGCUGAAGGAGAUGCAGGACAGGAUGGCUAGCCGACAGAGGUACGAGGCUUCUGGGCGGGCUUAUAUGUUAUCAGGGCUCAGCUCGCAUUCGUGGCAAAGGGCAACGGUCCGUGGGGACUCGACGGACAGUACCAGCCUUAUUCAUGCCUAUCAGACACCAUCCAUGGUAGACAUGCUUGAGCGAUCGCAGACGUUGAGUCCAUCUCCACGACUUCUCAACCCGCCACUCCGUCCAGCAAGGUCUUUCUCAGCACAACUGCAGCUGAGGUAAUUAAGUUCGCCAUUUCUUAGACGAAGAACGAGGAAAAACAUUGUAUUAAUGUUUUUGUCUAGUAUCUUUUUCCCUCUUAUUCUGAGGUGGGGAUUGGGGUGGUGGUGAGGUUAUACAGGAGUAGGUCAAGGAAAAUGGGCUUGGGGGCAUACAAGAUGGGGAUACGACUCCUGGGUUGUAAAUGAAUAAAAUCUGGAAAGGUGGAUAGAAGGGAGGAUUGAGGUGAAAGGAGGUAUAAUGGUUUCAAGGGGAAAAGAGGUGUAGGUAUUGGCUAGGAUUUUUAUUUUCCUAAAAUUUUAAGUUUCCUUUUUUAUCUUUGGUGAUGUAUAUAAGAGAAGGCUUUCCCUUAAAUAGGGUGGUAUAAGCUUGUAAUCUUUGGGAAUAUAUGGGGGUGCAUUCUUCUCUUGGAUUUAUAUUUCUAUAGUAUUUGGCCAAUUCAUUCAUUUCAAA